AAAUCGGAUCUGAAGAUGGCAUCGAGGGUGCUGUGGGGCGGCCUCGGCCUGCUCCGCCUGCUGUGGUGUCUCCUCCCACAAACAGGCUAUGUGCACCCAGAUGAGUUCUUCCAGUCACCUGAGGUCAUGGCAGAGGACAUCCUCGGCAUAGAGGCCGCCCGGCCCUGGGAGUUUCAGCCCAGCAGCUCCUGCCGCACGGUGGUCUUUCCACUGCUGACCUCUGGCUCUGCUUUCUGGCUGCUCAGGCUCUGGGAAGAGCUGGGGCCGUGGCCUGUCCCAGUGAGUGGCUAUGUGCUGCUCGUGGCACCCCGGCUCCUCCUCACUGCCCUCUCUUUUGCCCUGGAUGUGGCCGUCUACCACCUGGCCCCACUGUGGAGGGCGGAGCGCUGGAAUGCCCUGGUCCUGCUGUCUGGUUCCUACGUCACCCUGGUCUUCUAUACAAGGACCUUCUCCAACGCCAUCGAGGGACUGCUGUUUUCAUGGCUGCUGGUACUGGUAUCCUCCCGUGUAGCUUGGAGCUCCACACCCAAAAAGCCUGCCCCAAGCCCGUGGUGGCACAGCUGGCUUCUCGGCAGCAUUGUGGCUGCUGGCUUCUUCAACCGGCCCACCUUUCUGGCCUUUGCCCUGAUCCCCAUCUUUCUCUGGGGCAUUUGUGGAGCCGCAAAGCCUGCCUUCAAGUCACUGACCAAGGAAGCCCUGGGGCUCCUCCCAGGAGCAACCCUCACCGCAGCAGUGUUUGUGGCUGUGGACAGCUGGUAUUUCUCCAGCCCUAGAUCCAGGACCUUUGUCCUUACACCUGCCAAUUUCUUGCACUACAACCUGGAUCCUCAAAACCUGGUGAGGCACGGCACACACUUGCGGCUCACUCACCUGGCAGUCAAUGGCUUUCUGCUCUUUGGGAUGCUGCAUGCCCAGGCCCUGCAGGCUGGGUGGCAACAGCUGCAAGUCUGCUUCCAGGCCUUUGUACAAAUGGGCUUUCGGAGGAUGUUGGAUGCCCAGUGUCUACUGUCCAGCCCCAGGUCUCACCUCCUGCUCCUCUACUUCCUGCCCCUGGCUCUGCUGUCUGCUUUUAGCCACCAGGAGGCUCGGUUUCUGAUUCCCCUUCUGGUCCCCCUGGUCUUGCUUUGUAGUCCACAGACCCAACCUGUGCCCUACAAGGGCACCCUGGUCCUCUUCAAUGCCCUGGGGGCCCUCUUCUUUGGCUGCCUGCACCAGGGGGGUCUCGUGCCUGGCCUGGAGCACCUGGAGCGAGUGGUUCAUGCACCUGUGCUCCCAAGUGUGCCUACCCACUACACACUCCUCUUCACCCACACCUACAUGCCUCCCCGGCACCUCCUACAUCUGCCAGGUCUGGGAUCACCUGUGGAGGUGGUGGACAUGGGUGGGACUGAGGACUGGGUCCUGUGCCAAGCCCUGAAUGACUUCACCAGACGACCAGCCUGCCAGGUGGCUGGUGGGCAGUGGCUUUGCCGCCUUUUUGUGGUGACCCCUGGCACCACCAGGCCUGCCAUGGAGAAGUGCAGCUUUCCUCUCAAGAGUGAGACACUCGUGUUUCCCCACUUGACCCUUGAGGACCCACCAGCCCUAUCCUCCCUGUUGAGUGGGGCUUGGAGGGACCAUCUCAGCCUUCACAUACUGGAGCUCGGGGAAAAGCCUGACAACAUGACAGGAAAUCCACUGCCACAGGUGAAGCCACCACUCCACCUUCUGUGUAGGUAGCUGGGCUGGAGCACAGCCCUGAUUCUCUUCCUUUCCUUCCCCUUCCAGAGCUCCCGCCACUGCCUCACCUAUGCACAGCCCUUGGCUGUUUUACUUUCUGGGUAACCUGGUAUCCUUUUCCCCGCAAAGAUCAAAGAUCUGACUGGUCAAGGUCCCCAGAGAACUUUGGCCCCUAAUGUCUGUUCCUGCCUAAUUCCUUCCAGCCCCUGUGCUGUUUUAAAUAUAUGAUAGCACCUGGUUGUGAAGAGAAAACUAUCUGCUAAUGACAUUACUCAGUAAUCUCCAAACCUUCCAGGAUGCCUUACCUCUUGCUGUCAGGACAACUUCUUAGCUUCCUAGACACCUAGGAGACAGUGGAGAUGUAGAGAGUAGGUACCUCAGAUUCAAGGGACCUGAGUUCUAGUCCCUGGUCUGACACUCACUGGCUUUGUGAUUUUAAGAAAGUCUCUUCCCUUACCCAGCCUCAGUUUCCCAACCUAUACAAUGGUUCAGAGGAUGUCUGAGGUGUCUGACAGCUAACACUGUCAUUCCUGGGUCUGCGGUGCAUGUCCUCUGGCUAGAUCGGCAUGUCUCUCCUAAAGAUCUUUAGGCAUAGAAGUGGGUG
Pteronotus mesoamericanus is the source of this 2323-nucleotide messenger RNA. RefSeq names its product phosphatidylinositol glycan anchor biosynthesis class Z (gene PIGZ). The transcript is spliced from 2 exons. The coding region runs from base 16 to 1719 and encodes 567 amino acids. Lineage: Eukaryota; Metazoa; Chordata; Mammalia; Chiroptera; Mormoopidae. The record is from RefSeq and is a predicted model, not a curated record. Gene Ontology annotation, biological process: GPI anchor biosynthetic process. Gene Ontology annotation, molecular function: alpha-1,2-mannosyltransferase activity. Gene Ontology annotation, cellular component: endoplasmic reticulum membrane.